AUGAAAUUUGUCGGAUAUGCGGAUAUAAUUGGAGGACCACAUAUGUUUUUGCGCACAAAAUUCGUACGGCUAGAUGUGCCUGAGAAGGAAGCGAGUCCCAGGGAGCCGAAGGAACCAAAAUCGAACUUGGAAGAGGUGUCUCCGAUUAUGGAAGUGGAGGCAGAGAUCCCUGAACGUAGGGCUUCUCAGAGCUCCGAUCCAGCGCAACCUGUGGCUUUGGAGGUGCAGACUCAGAGGGUUCUUUCAAAGUAUUUGCUGGGCAAAGGGGAUGAAGCUUCGACCAAUCCGACCGGAGAAACCUUGACCGUGGAGCUUGCAUCCUCAACCACUUCGUUGGCUACACCACGACUCAAGGAAGUCUCGCAGCCAUCAAACACACCGUCAGCUACAACUUUGCCCGCUGCAUCUCCUCGCAGAAGUUCCAUCUCCAUGUCAUCACCAAAGUCGGCUGGAGACGAGGCGGACGCCGUGUCAGAAUCGACUGCUGGUGCGAGCUCAUCGAAAUCGCCUCCAUCGCGAUCAAUGGCCCUGGGUGGACCAAUGUUACCCACCCACGAUCUAUCCGCAGCCCCAUCUUCUGUGCACAAACCGAGUGAACCGGUCGUUCCAAGCGAGCGUUUAACACAGCGAGACGCAACCACAGUGCCGGCAACGACAUCUUCAUCACGCACGUCAAACAUCAAACCUUUCAGCGUAUCCGACGAUGUGCCACCUACAAUGCCCACUCAAGGUUCUCCGAUGAGGAAAGACAAAAACAAACAGCACACCUCAGGAAGUGUCCGACGGUCUGGCGCCUUCUCCGACGACGCAUCCUCCUCUUCCUUACCCCCCAUAACUCCCAACGUCUCCACAAAAACGCCGCGCUCCAAACCCUCCGCGCGCCCCAGAAAGCCCAUCGCCAUCGAGCCUGACCUAGUGACAAUCGCAUCCAAGGGUGACACGUCGGAAGGCGUUGUGGCACAUAAACGCAGCACGGAUCCCACUCGGCGACGCUAUCAACGCAAACGCCAGACGGUCGUAGUCGCGUUUGAAUUUUUGGAAGUACCCGGGAAGUGGUUUUUGUUGCCCAGGGAUGGGAUUGUUGAAGUCUCGGCGAGGAAUGAGAUUAGUCACAAGGGUGACAGUGCGGAGACGCUUGAGAUGUUGAUGGCAGUGUACCUACCACCGUUCAGGGGCGGGAGACCGCAACCGAUGCAAGGCGUCGUCCUGCAACUGAAGAACGUUCAAAAACCGGUCUCGGAUCUGAUCCAGGAAGCUAAUCUCGAGAAACCGCAGGUGCUCAAGAAGUUCAGCAAAAAGAUGACGCAACAACCCCUCCAUUUCUCCGGCCUCCUCCCCACCCACUACCGUAACAUUCCCCUCGGCAGCGACCUCGCCAUUGCCGUCGGUAGACAAAUCGGGGGCCCACUGCCCCCACGACGGAAACGGGUGGUGGGUGAGAGUAAUGGGAGGACCGCGGCAAGGAGGGUGUCGAAGGCGAGUGCUGUUGUGGGGGAGGUACGGAGUGGGACGGUGAGCCCGGGGGAGGUCGUUGACGUUGGGGAUUUGGUUGGCGAGUUCAGGGAGGGGGUUGAUGUGAUUGGCGCUGGGGGUGAAGUGGAGGCGGAGAAAAUUUCGGUGGGAGGGUCAGUUAUUGAUGUGGAAGGUUUGUCGGAUGAGGGGGUGGAUGGGACGAGAAGUGGCGUUGUGGAUUUCGAAGGGGUGAAGGAUACGGCGAGGGCGGAUGAGAGUGCGGCUGUGGAGUCGCAGCGCGGGCAGGAUAUGGAACUCAGGGAUGCACAGAUUGAGGUGGCGAAAACAGCAACAGCAGAACAGUCUGAGGCGGCGCCAUCGCUGUCGGAGGCUGUGAGUUCCACGCUUCUCGCCGAACACUCGGCGACCGAACCACAAGCUCAUGAACAGACGGAAGUGCCUGACGCCACCCCUACGCUCGACACCACAUUACAAGCAUCCCCACACCGCCCCAACCAGCCCCACCACCGAGCCUCCACCCGACCUCGCCAUGCGCCCUCCCGCGCCCUCUCACCCUCCCCACCCAAGAAAACAGCUCGAAGCAGAAGCAAAACAACCGCAGACGAACCAAGCAUUGCCCAUCGUCUCGCGAAACCCACUACCUCCAAACCAACAACAAACACAAAACGCAAACGCCUCUCCCACUCCGCCCCCGCAACACCGGUAACAGGCUCACCCCCAGCAGCCAAAAGCGGAAGUCCUCCCCCGCCAACAAAGCGGCGAACCGCCAGCACCCAACGCCGCUCCAGCACUUCCCACACAACUCCCCACAACAACGAAGGAGACACAAGGACAGACAGGAAAUGCGUCCACUGCAACGGUAACAACACCCCUAUGUGGCGCCGCGGCCCGGACGGGCCCAAGACGCUGUGUAAUGCGUGUGGGGUGAAGUUUAUGCUGGGCAAGCUGGAGAGGAAUAAGAAGGGGGUUUGGGUGGAAGGGAAGAGGAAGGUUUGGCCGAAGGGGGAAGGUGAGAAGUGA
This is a messenger RNA of Fimicolochytrium jonesii, 2493 nucleotides long. RefSeq lists its product as uncharacterized. Gene Ontology annotation, biological process: regulation of DNA-templated transcription. Gene Ontology annotation, molecular function: zinc ion binding; sequence-specific DNA binding. The record is from RefSeq and is a predicted model, not a curated record. Bases 1 to 2493 code for a protein of 830 amino acids. The transcript is spliced from 5 exons. NCBI's taxonomy places the organism in Eukaryota, Fungi, Chytridiomycota, Chytridiomycetes, Spizellomycetales, Powellomycetaceae.